AUGUCUUCCCAAACGAAAAAACAGCCCAGCAAGGCUCGAGUCCGCAAAUCAAGAAGCACAACGACCAAACAGCUAAAGCCCAAGAGCACAGCGCCAUCAUCAUGUCUAUUCUGUCUCCGAAACCGCAGAAGAUGUGUACGAGUAAACGGACAAGCACAGUGCUCUGAAUGCACGGCUUUAUGCCAGACUUGCCACUGGCCGAAUGCGCAACAGAACCUUCAUCAACUAUUGCACGAGAAACAACAACUAUAUCUUCAACGGCGGUCGCUAUCAAAAAGCCUACUAGAAGGCGUCAGAGACAUGGAGUUCUGCUCAUCGACGAUAGAAACACAACGAACUUUGAAGAGGUUACUGGACGAUAUGGUUAAUGUGGAACAAAGGGCAUUCCAGCUUGAGUCGGAGGAGUCAAGACUUUGGGGGCUGAGGCUCAGGGCCCAAGACAGCGAUGAUAUAGAUUCGGAGGACUCGUGUUCAAGUGGGAUUCUGUCUGAGCCAUCUCAGAGUCUGGAUUAUAACUUUGCUUUUCCAUGGUUAGAUUAA
Molecule: messenger RNA, 540 nt
Organism: Fusarium proliferatum ET1
Lineage: Eukaryota; Fungi; Ascomycota; Sordariomycetes; Hypocreales; Nectriaceae
Exons: 2
Coding region: 1-540 (179 amino acids)
Source: RefSeq, a predicted model, not a curated record